AUGUCGACUACACAAGAGCCGGAUAUAGCUUCACCAAAGCUAGCAGGGAAUGAAGAUGAGGCAACAGCAACAGCGACGGCGACAUGCUUUUGUGGUUCUGUCCAGUUGGCAUUUCCAACUGAGGGCCCUGGCUUAGUCAACACCUUCAUCUGUCAUUGUAAAGACUGUCAUAAGAUAACCGCAUCGAUGUUCUCGUCCUGUUUCACAAUAGCCAACUCGCACCUACAACAUGUCCGUGGGCGUGACAAUCUGAAGACAUUUGAACGAUCGCACACUAUUGCGUCGGGAAAUACGGUGACGAGUAAUUUCUGUGCAACAUGUGGUUCUUUGAUGUACCGUGUUAGCUCAGGAUAUCCGGGAAUAAGUGUGCUUCGCAUUGGCACGGUGGACGAUUUUAAUUUGCAUGAGACCAAGUUGAGACCUCAAGACGAAGCGUUUGCCGAGAGCCGUGUGCCUUGGCUGCAAGGUUUGCAUAGGGAGCCAGAGUCAAAAUAG
Messenger RNA from Talaromyces rugulosus, 495 nucleotides. RefSeq lists its product as uncharacterized. The coding region runs from base 1 to 495 and encodes 164 amino acids. The transcript is spliced from 2 exons. The record is from RefSeq and is a predicted model, not a curated record. Gene Ontology annotation, molecular function: carbon-sulfur lyase activity. Lineage: Eukaryota; Fungi; Ascomycota; Eurotiomycetes; Eurotiales; Trichocomaceae.